Gigantopelta aegis is the source of this 3083-nucleotide messenger RNA. RefSeq names its product cytosolic endo-beta-N-acetylglucosaminidase-like. The record is from RefSeq and is a predicted model, not a curated record. Gene Ontology annotation, biological process: protein deglycosylation. Gene Ontology annotation, cellular component: cytoplasm. Lineage: Eukaryota; Metazoa; Mollusca; Gastropoda; Neomphalida; Peltospiridae. The transcript has 12 exons. The coding region runs from base 52 to 1980 and encodes 642 amino acids. Gene Ontology annotation, molecular function: mannosyl-glycoprotein endo-beta-N-acetylglucosaminidase activity.
GAAAGCGGAAGUGGUUUUCUUUGCCGACAACAUCGAAGGAAAGAACAUGAAAUGGAAUCCGAGAGCCUGCCAUUAAAAUGUUUGUCCCACGUUUUGUCCUGGGACCCGUCAGACCUUGUUGAUGAGGCUAGAGCUAAAGUGUCCCUGUCUGCCCGGGUCAGACAGAGAGAUGUCCCACGGACACUGGUGUGUCAUGAUAUGAAGGGAGGCUAUCAAGAAGAUAGGUUCAUUCAGGGCAGCACUAACCACUUAGCUUACCGUUUCUACCACUGGCAACUGAUUGACACGUUCGUCUACUUCAGUCAUCACUUCUGCACGAUUCCACCUCCAGGCUGGAUUGACGCCGCUCACAAACAUGAUGUACGGGUGCUAGGGACUAUAAUCACAGAGUGGGACGAAGGUAAAGAAACCUGCAGGCAGUUCCUAUGUGAUAACAGUUGUAUCAAUCAGCUGGUCAGAAAACUUGUGGACAUUGCCAAGUUUUACAAGUUCGAUGGGUGGUUCAUCAACAUAGAAAACACAGUGGAGGUUGAGCAGAUUGGUAGUUUGAGACUGUUUCUCGAGAGUUUGAGUGACAAGGUACACGAAGAGAUCGCACACUCCCAGGUACUGUGGUACGACAGCGUCAUCGACACGGGCGAACUCAAAUGGCAGGACCAACUAAACACUAAAAACAGGGAGUUCUUCAAUUCAUGUGAUGGAAUCUUUCUCAACUAUGCGUGGGAUGAAGAACAUUUGACAAAAACCGCUGAAAUAGCCGACUUGACUGACCGUCGGCUGGAGGUAUACGUUGGAGCCGAUGUGUUUGGACGCUGCCGUCCAGGGAGGGGAGGUUACAACACAAAAGAGGCACUGAGAAUGAUAAGAAAAGAAAACAUGUCUGCUGCCAUAUUUGCUCCAGGAUGGGUGCACGAGACACAAGAUGUGAAGGAAUUCACCACAAACCAAAAUAGGUUUUGGAACGAAUUGCGGCCAUUCUGUUAUCCCCAUCCAAUAAGUUAUCUCCCUUUAGUAACAUCAUUUUGCCAGGGAUAUGGAACGAAAUACUUCCUGCAUGGAAAGCCGGUUGGUGUUUCUCCUUGGUUCAACUUGAGCCUGCAGCAGGUUCAGCCGUGGGACAGUGACACCAAUGACGAAACCUCGGUCUCCAAGAGCCAAGUGUAUGAGGAAGAGGCGUACCUAGGGGGAACGUGUCUACACAUCCAGGGACAGUUCACGGAUGAUGCUAGAGACUUACACUUCAAGUUGUUUGACAUGGACGUGGAUGUACACCAGACUCUGCUGGUCUCGUAUACGUAUCGGCAGCUCGCCGGCUCACACUGCAGGUUUGUCGUGCGUCUCGAGCUGCACCAGGAGACGGAGACACGACACAUCCUGCUGACCGACGGCCGUGUGGAGAGGGACGGGCAGCCCGAGAAGAAGAAACAGAAGAACGAAGACGUCGAGAUUUUAUGCAUGGAGAGAGAGUCGGCUGCCAAACACUUUGGAAUAAUUCCCGAAACAGAGAACUACUGGAGGAUUCGGUAUUUUCUUGUGGAAUCCUCCCUCGUUUCAAACUGGACACUGGAUACAGUCAAACUACUUCUACAUCAACAAGAUGGCAAAGGAGAUUGUUCUUUCCUUGUGGGCCAAAUACAGAUUUUACCAUCAGACUGCACGCUACAGAACUAUCCACAGGUAACCGAGCUGACUUGUACUAAGUGUCCUGACCUUUCUGACACGCCCUCUACAGAUAACAGUAAAUACAGAGUGAAGUGGACCUGCUCCAGUACAUCAGAUGUCCAGUAUUACAACCUAUACACCUCCACUUCAAGUCAGUCCCGGCUGCUACGUGGACACACGACUGUAGAAAUGUAUGUUCUCGACACGGGUACCACGGAAACUGAUUUCACGGUGUCGGUUCAACCAGUAACGACAGUUGGGGUUGCCGUCCCGCUGAAUAACUGCUCAACGUGUGUUGUUUCUACUCAAUCUUUAUGAGAGUCAGAAGUAGAACUCAUAGCUGACCACAGGGUUUUAGCUGUUGCUCGUCAAAUCUCCACAAGUUAAAGUUUGUUUUGUUUAAUGACACCACUAGAGCACAUGGAUGUAUUAAUCAUCGGCUAUUGGAUGUUAAAUAUUUAGUACCGUUUGACAUAUGCAUGGUCUUAGAAGGAAACCCGCUUGUCAGAAAGGAAACCUGCUACAUUUUUCCAUUAGUAGCAAGGGAUCUUUUAUAAGCAACGUCCCACAAACAGGAUAGCACAUACCACAGCCUUUGAUAUACCAUUCGUGGUGCACUGGCUGGAACGAGAAAUCAAAUCAUCAAAAUGCGAAUUAAAGUUGGAAUUUGGCGAAUAUAUUUCAUUACCAAUUCGUCAAAAAAGUUGAUUCGAAAAUUGUCUGUUGCUUAGAGAUGUACUGCCAUUUUUGUUGUUUGGUUAAAUAAACUUGAAUUUGGCAACAUAUUUCCAUAUCAAAUUUGCCAAAUUGCUAAUAUUUUAUGGGCUUCGAUCAGCCUAAACCCUGUGGUCAUCAUUAUAUUUGUUCACUUGUAUAAAAGCAGACGGGGACUAUCCUGAGUUUUGGGGGAUUGUUAAGAUGAUUUAUCCUGCAGCCACACUUGGCCAGUUAUGAUGACCGAUUAAAGCAAAGUCAUAAAAGUAUACAGUGAAACCCCUCUAAACCGGACACCCUUGGACCAAGACAAUUGUCUGGUAUUAAGAGGGAUCUGGUUUAGAGAGGUUAUGUUCUGUACUGGUUUUUAAAAUUCUGGUUUACAGAGGGUCAGGUCUUGAGAGGUUUUACUCUACUAGCAGAUUAUAAAUUUUUACGUCACUCAUGUCAUGUCUACAUUAUAAAAUCACUCAUUUGAUCUCUAGAUCAUCGUACAAUGUAGCUGAUAUAACAAUAUAAUAGCUUUCCUCCUUAAUUUUUAUGGUCUGCAGAAUAAAGAUGAUAAACUAGUUAAUGACAUAGGAUGUCGGCUUUAUCCUAUUCAGGCUGAAUGAGAAAUUUCCCAUUCUUACCUUCACAGAAUAAAACCGAUAUCCUGUGUCAUUAACUAGUUAUUCUCUAUAUCGACCAACAGAGACUAUUUUUAA